Molecule: messenger RNA, 5945 nt
Organism: Papilio machaon (common yellow swallowtail)
Lineage: Eukaryota; Metazoa; Arthropoda; Insecta; Lepidoptera; Papilionidae
Gene: MESR4
Exons: 2
Coding region: 283-5574 (1763 amino acids)
Biological process (GO): regulation of transcription by RNA polymerase II
Cellular component (GO): nucleus
Molecular function (GO): RNA polymerase II transcription regulatory region sequence-specific DNA binding; DNA-binding transcription factor activity, RNA polymerase II-specific
Source: RefSeq, a predicted model, not a curated record
CUAUGGGACAUGAAAUAGCUUCUCGUAAUGCGCUACGAUUUUCGAUAAUGUGUUUGGAAAUAAACAGCGCGAUGAGUUUAAUUUAAUUUGUUUGUGAUUAUAUGAAUUGUUUUAAACAUUAAAAAUGUAUACACUUAUUGAUAAAAGUCGUACGAACGCAGUGCUACAUUUCUGAUAUCACCAAUCCUCGCUCAGCGAAGUGACGCCAUUUUACGGGAAUGACCAGCCCGCGGCUGCCUCUUAUUAAGCCCGAUGUAAGGAGCGCUCUACUCAAACGGAUGCAUGGAAACGAAUCUUUAUUAUUGUUCUCGUACUGGACGUACGAUUUCAGAGAAAACUAUGGAAGAUGGUAAUAUAACCAAUACGAGAGACGAUAAAAUUGGUUCAGCGUCACUGACGAAUUUUUACGUCGAAAGACCCGCGAAGACAAAUGGACAUGACUUUACCGGAGAGCCCUCCAGUCCCCCAGAUACGUUCUACGGCCCUCGGCGUUCUAGCGCCGAUGCAUCACAAGACGAAAAAUUCCGAAAACGCAUUAAUCCAUUAAGAAUCCAUCUCGGCAAAAGACCGUUUGUUGACACUUCGGCGUCAUACAACAAUGCGAGUAAAAAGAAAAAGCAUUUUGUGGUUAAACCCAGUGAAAGCAAUGCACAAAAAAACGUAAAUCCUCGUGCACCGAAGCUCUUACCCAAACGUGUUGACCGUAACCCAUUUCACAAUGUUGUACCACAAGUGGACACUUCUAUGGACAAUGAGCAAGACAAACCGGUCCCGCGUCUCGUGCCCAAAAGUCAGUUGGUACAGUUUAAAAAAGGUAAAACAGAAAAAGGUCCCCAGCUGAAAGAAUAUGCACAGAGCUUGGGUCUACAACCUAUGGUGAAAUUUAAAUGUAGGAAAUGUUGUUCUAUGUCCUUCAAGACUUUAGCAAUGUUGAAAGAGCAUCAGUUGAUUUGCCGUGCUCAAGUGAAGGAGCCUGCUCUCAGCCCGGAGUCAGUUUCCAAUUCAGAUAACAAUGCUGGGGGACCAUCAAGAGUUACAAGAAAGGUUUAUUUGUGUUCAGCUUGUGGUACAUAUUAUGAAAAUUGGAAUCUUUUCCUUCACAUGAGAGAGGUACAUAAUCGACACAUAUGCUUGUUCUGCCUGGGCAUGUUCUCAAAGGCUGAGAAGCUGUCUGCCCAUCUCACCAACAAACAUAAUGUACAAGAGUUUAAUUACAACAGUAAGGAGGACUUUGUUAAUGUUUACAAUGGGACAUUAUAUUUAAUGUGUUGUGCUUGUGAUGAGAUUUGUAGUGAGAAGGAUGAUUUUUUUAAUCAUGAUUGUAACAAUGUGAAACCUAAACCUGUGCCUGUGCUUGUUAGUAAAAAGCCAAACAAUGUUCAUCAUAUUAAAAAUGUCAAUGAGCCAUUGAAAAGUUGUAAUACCACCACAACAUCGAGUAAGAAUUCAUUAAAGCCUGUUAGUAGUGAUAAAAUUGAAACCAAUGAUGCAAAGCCGGAGACAGUUACUACCCCGAAGGCUACGGUAGAUACAAGCGAUUGUGAACCUGUAAAUAGUGAUGCAAGUAUUAGUUCGGAUAGUUCUCUUUCAACUAGUAAAGAUAUAAGUAAUACAUUAGACUCUGUGAUAGGACCUGAUAGUUUAAAUGUAAAACCUGGGACAGACACCCAUGAGACUAGCACUCCUGAUACUAGUAGAUUACACUUACCUAACGGUGAUGACAGUAUAGAACAAUCAGACGACAGUGACUCACCUAUUCCUGAUGAAGUUCAUCCAUCAACACCACUUUCUAAUGUAGAGGAAAAUAUUAGUCAACUACCAGAGAGAGAAAAGGAGGCAGGUGGUAUUAAGCUAAAAUUGAGUUUAAAUAAUGCUAAUUCCCCAGUAAUUAUUAAUUCUACUGUAGAUCCAACUGUUGGGCAACAAUAUAAACCACCGUCUCGGGUCAGAAGGCCUCCAAAAAGAUAUGAGAAAGAUACAUCACAAGAAUUACUAACUCCACCAAGACAACCUUCCAUAAAAAUGACAAUAUGCGAUAAAGCUGAUAGUCCAUUUGUAAAAACCACUAUAAUAGAAAAUAACAAAGAAACAACACAAAAAGUGACCAUGGAUAAUAGUGUGCCCACACCACCAGUACCUAAAGAUCCGGAACCAAAACCUGACAGUACAAUAAAAACCACUAUCUAUGAUAAUAAUUUAGAGGACAGCAACACAUUGAACAGGGUACCAAAGCUGACGGUAAGAGUGCCCAAGGAAUUUUUGGAUAAAGACUCUUCAAGUGAUUAUUCUUCCGAUAGCGAUAUUGGUGAAAAGAUGUCUAAUGAUGAUAACAAUACAACUAUUGCACACCAAGAAAAUGUUAAAGAACAAUCUCCUGAAAAAGAACAAGUAAAAUCUGAAGUUCCAAUAGAGGAGUCAAUUGUUAAAGAUGAACCUGAACAACCAGAAGCCAAAGUACAAGCGACAGAUGAAAAUAUUCAUCCCAAUCUAGAACCUGAAGUAAAGACUGAAGUUAAAGAAGAAAUUUUGAAUGUGGAAGACCCUUCACCAACUGACAGUGUUCCUGCUAUAGAACUAACACUAGACAGACCAUUAGAUAAAUAUCCACUCAAAGAUCUCUUGAAAGUGUUUUUAGCAUCAACUGUUAUAAACUGUAUUUAUUGCAACCAUGCACGGAAGAUUGCUGUAAACUGUGAACAGCUUGCACUGCACUUGGUAGCAGAGCACCGAUUCUCUGCAACUGUGAACAGCAUCACAGCGGAGGAACUCCUGCCGCAAACUAUUGCAGCUAAAGUGAAAGCGAGGCUACAAGAAGUGUGUACUGUAUUUAUAAAUUUAGACUCUUAUGACAGUGUUGAUAAGUGUGAAACUGUUCAGUAUAGUCAUGUGUUUGAGUGUUUUCAAUGUUUCUUUAAAACUGCUGUUCUAAAAGAUCUCUAUUUACACAAUCGUAAAAUGCACCAGAAAACUAUAUUACUUUGCAUAAUGUGUAAAUGUAAUUUUUAUACUUAUAGUGAAUUACUAUGUCAUUUGUGUCCUGGAACAUAUGAUACAGAAUACGAAAAUAGAUUUAGAUGUUGCUUGUGUACUGUAGAUUCUAUAUCUUCACCCUUUAGAUUAAUGGUACAUUUACGGAAAAUACACCACACAUGUGAUGUUUGUUUAGAAUUUUGCCAAAGCCAAGCUCGCUUGUCAAGUCACGUUUGGAAACAUAAACUGCACCAUUUAUGCUACCGAUGUGGAAUUGCAUAUAGAAAUAAACUGGACAUAACAAAUCACCUGUUCUGGAAACAUGGCACUGAAAGUGUUUUAUGUAAAAAGUGCCUACAAAAGAAAUGGCCGCAUGUCUAUCAUUUCUGUACACCUCCACCUAUUUUUGUAUGUGAAGAAUGUACUUUGCAAUUUACUCGAGCUGUAUACCUUAAAGUUCAUAAACGAUUUCAUUCUGAAGAGUUCCCACAUGUUUGUGCUGAGGAAAAUUGCACAGAAAAAUUUGUUUCUAAAAGAUUGUUAGCUAAACAUGCAGAAAAACAUAGUCAAAUGUCCAUUGAAAGUAUAAGUGAAGAGAAAUCAUUAACGGUUGAUAAACCCACUGAUGACAGUAAGGUAUUACCACCCGAAGUUGCAUUAAUAGAUGAUAAACCUAAGGAAGAAGCUGGAUCUUCUGAGACAAAAGAUGAGACUGGAACUGGUCACGCCUUAAAAAAAGUGAAAAAGAAAAAACUUAAAGACAAAGAUGCAUUAUUAUUGGACGUAAAUUUGCCUGCAUUAAAUCUGUCUGAAAGUGACAGCAGUGACGAAUCUGACAGUGGUGUUCCAUCGUCAAUUAAAGACGAAGGACAAAUUGACAAGUUAGAUGAUGAAUCCCAAGAAGCGAAACCGAACAGCCUCGAUGUGACCGACUCUGGUAAUCCUACAGUAGAACCUCUUGCAAAAGUUGAAGAAUCGAUCGAGCCACCAGAAGAAAAACCGGACGAAAAACAGGUUUUGGAAAUAUGGGACAACUUUAAGAAAUAUCAAGCCAAAGUUGAGAAACAAAAAGAAAAAACACCUCCAUUAGUUCCUAUUAGAAAACAUGUUUGCGAUUCCGAUCAUGAUUAUUGUUUGAUACCAACUGAAGUAAAUGGCGACGACGAUACCUUUGGCUCAGAUAAAAAGAAGAAUAAAAAGUCGCCAAAAAAGAAGCAAAGUGGCUUAUCAUCGUCGAGUAGCAGCAGCAGCGACAGUGAUUCCAGUUGUUCAUGCGGCCCUAACUGCAGCUGCUCCUCCAGUAGCGGAGGGUCUUCAUCCUCAAGUUCAUCAGAUUCUGAUUCAUCAGAUGAAUCAGGAAACGAAAAGAAGAAGACUAAGCAACUAAAGAAAUUACCGAAUAGACGACUUAGCAAUGGCUCCAACGUGGAUGUUAUGGCGAUGACAGAAACACCAGUUUUAGUACCUGAAAAAACGGAACCUCUUAUUGCUGAAAGCGAUCUAGACACAGAAGAGAGUGAAACAGAUGAAGAGUUUUAUGAUGAGAAUCCCCAAAAAAUUGCAAACAAAUUGUACACCGAGAAACGUAUGCUUUUAGCUUCAGUGGCUCCAUCCGACGGCGGCUCAAUGUCUGGAGACGUUAGUCGCGCCGCCACUCCGGUAAAAGAGGAAGUCAAACAGAAUGAAGAAGUUAAUGUCGUCCAGCAUUCGGAGCCCGACACUAAAAAAGAAAAAACUAGCAGUGUUAAAAAACGAAGUAAGAAGAAAAAGAGAUCUAAGAGUUCAAAGAAGCACACACCCAUUAAAAUUAAUAUUCCUAAAGAUGUUAUCGCUAAAUCUGAAGUGGAAGCACCGUCGCCAUUGUUGUCGAAUAAAAUUACAAUAUCUUUACAAUCCAAUACAGUACAAAUCCCAGAAGCACCGAAAACCGUCAUCACAAAGCCAUGCAAUCCCAAGAAUUCAACUCAUGAAAAUAAACGUGCUUCAAAACGAAGACGUGUCCCGAACAAAUUUUACGGUUACUCGAGUGACGAAGAGUCUCCACAAACAACCGCUGCGCUUAAACCGCAGCUGCCGCCCAAACUAGAGUGGAGGAAGGAAGAUUUACCCUCUCCUGUGACGCACAAAGCGAAAAAGGAAAUUCCUUCGUCUGUGAUCCCUCAAAGAACGUUCAACUAUACGGACCCGAUCAGAUUGACUGCGCCUAUUCCGGACCCUGAACCUCCAAAAAUACUGAUGAAUACAGAAUCCAUGGAGUCGAACAGCGAUUCCGGUUCCAGCGACGAAGGAGCUUUAGAAAUAUACCAACCCAACAGCGUUCAGAACUCAAUACCGGUUCCACCCCCGACGUACCUCAAUUCCGGUACGUCCAGUCUGCCGUACCCGUUCCAAAGGCCGGCAGUCCGUCAGGCGCGGGAGGGAGAAAGUGUUUAUUGCUACUGUCGGUGCCCUUACGAUGAGGUGUCCGAAAUGAUAGCAUGCGAUGCCGAGGGGUGCGCGAUCGAGUGGUUCCACUUCGAGUGUGUCGGUAUCAUGGUACCGCCUAAAGGCAAAUGGUACUGCCCGGAGUGCAGGAAGAACCAGGGCGUCGCCGCCUACAGAUAAUCCCCGAGACUUGGUGUAAAUAUGGCGUGGCUGUAUCGAUAUCUGUACAUAACUUAUUGACAAUUGUAGAUAGCCUAGCUUUACUUGUAUAUCGUUGUAGGUAGGUAGUAUAUAAAGUCUAGGAUUAUUAGGUCUGAAAAAAUGUAUCAUAUGUUAUAAAAGUACAUGUUAUGCUUGAAUUGGGCUGUGCGGCCGCCACUGUAAUCUGGCGAAUUGUUACUGACGUUCACUAACCCAGCCAAAUGGAAAUAUAAAUCCAAUUUUUGAUACCAACAUUGCAGUUUUAUUUACAUCAUUAUUUAAAAUAUAUUCAUGUCUGCCUAACCUUACUUCCCGAGCAGAUCAACACAACACAGCUAUUGCUAUAAUAU